This is a messenger RNA of Phymastichus coffea, 2745 nucleotides long. RefSeq lists its product as uncharacterized. Gene Ontology annotation, molecular function: poly(ADP-ribose) glycohydrolase activity. The record is from RefSeq and is a predicted model, not a curated record. The coding region runs from base 253 to 2730 and encodes 825 amino acids. Gene Ontology annotation, biological process: regulation of DNA repair; carbohydrate metabolic process; nucleotide-sugar metabolic process. The transcript is spliced from 13 exons. Gene Ontology annotation, cellular component: nucleus; cytoplasm. Lineage: Eukaryota; Metazoa; Arthropoda; Insecta; Hymenoptera; Eulophidae.
CGCCGCAGCAGUGGCCGCGGCGCCGUCGCGCUCGAUACCUCGCUCGCGCGCUGGCACGGGGCUGCGGCGCGGCGACAGUCGUCCCCUCCCCCCGGGUGAGAGUGCAAAGGGCGAAGGCGAGGGCGACGAUGACGGGACGACGAGCGGACGAGCAUCGCUGCCAGUCGCGAUGACGGAAGGACAGCAGCCGAGGCCUUGAUUCGAUCGACGAGCUCGCUGCCGUAGCUGCUGCAUUUUGUUUCGCACGCGGCCAUGGCACUGGUUAUGUUGCCGUGCGACCUGCCUUGGUGGCCAGCUGUCGCCAAGCAACUGGAUCGCGCCGCGCAGGCGAGAGCUUCCAAUGAACUCGUCGACGCUAUGCAACGAUUGCACGACAUGUGCAACAUCAGCCUGGAUCCGGAAGAGGACAUUCAAGACAGCCACCUCUUCGACGGCCUAGCGAAGUAUCUGAACGAGGAUCUGACCACCGAGGAGCGCGAGCACGUGCUCGGUAAAACGAUACCGAGGAUAGUCGGCAGAGCGAAAGCACUGAAAACGCACAAACCACCGCAAGGCUUACACUUCAGUUUGCAGCAGCAAGGUGACACGAUUGAGCACAGUUACGCGUUCGUCGCAUCGCUGAUUGCCAACGCUUUCUUCUCGACCUAUCCCAAGCGAACGCCAAAGACUCAUCCUACUUUAAGAGACUUUAAUUUUACGCACUUUUUCAAGCAUCUCAAUCUAAAAAGCCAGAAAGCUAAGUUAGAAAGUAUAUUCCAUUAUUUCGACUAUCUGGAGACUUGCGACUCGGCAUUGGAUGGCCAUCUACUGAUUUCAAGACAAGUGAUGUUAUCGCGACAAUGGCUGACUAUCGAGGACUGGCUGGAGAGUGAUUUACCACUGUGCCCGCUACGAAUCCGACACGAAGGCAGACUCGAGAGAACCGACAAUGGCGUACAAGUGUGCUUUGCCAGUUCAAGUUUUGGCGACGGUGUACUCGAGGCACACGCCACCCAAGAGACUAUUCAAGUAGCGAGCCAUCCCGAAUUGUUAGCUGUGAUGCUUUGCGUGGAAUCGUUAGAGGACAACGAGGCGCUAAUAGUCGAAGGCCUGAGACGAGUGUCGAAGAUACUGGAUCCUAAGCAUCGCGCAACCUUCGAGGCUAUAACGCAACCGACCACGAUAACUGCAUGCUGCAUCGAUGCGGAAGACUACUCGCAGCUACCGUUAGCACAGUACGAGGAGGACAACGUGUUGCGCGAGCUCAACAAAUCGUUGCUGGGUUUUCGACAGAGAAGGCCGCCGCAAAGUCCGACGAUCGAUGCAAGCCAAAGGCACGAGGCCGAAGGUGAAACUGGUCCUGGUACUCGGCGACUUUCGCCCAUUGGCGAGAGUUUUAGCAGCCCGUCGCCGGAGAUCGAGGAAGCUGCGAGGAAAGCUCGCUCGAUUCAUAACAGCGCCAGUAGUCAAGCCUCGAUGACACCAUCGAACGAGACAUGUCGUACAAGGGGCAACGGCUUGUCGUCAAGUCCGUGUCGGAAUGUCGCCAAAGUCAGCGGAAAUAGCGGCAGAAGUAGAUUCAUCGUUUUGGGUUCAAGCGGCGAAGCUCUACCCGUGACCCGCACGUCUAUCGCACAAACUUCCCAGUACCACAGCUGCAGUAGUCAAAGUACGGAUGACAGUUAUCAUAGCGCCAAGGAUACCGUUGACGAGCCUGAUAACGACGAGGAGGUACAUAAGCAAACUAGACGUUACAGCGAGCAACUCGACACACCCGAGAGACGUGGCACGUUCGCGCAACGCCUGAAAGAAGCUUUAAAGCGUGAAAGCUCGGCGACAAGAUCGUCUUCGUAUACCGAGACGACGAGCGAGAGCAGUUAUGCCGUUGACAUAUGUGUGUCGGGAAGUCACGUCGACGAUCCAAAUAUCAAGGUAAGAAGAGGUGGCUCAAGAGGAUUUGUUCUACGUGACGAGACUGUUGAUGAAGAUUUUUUGAAAGAAUCCCUCGAGGCUGAACAGAAGUGGCUCGGCAGAUUUCGACAGAGUCAGCAUCCUGGACUUCAGAGGAAGGAUACUAGCACGAGUAGUCGUUAUAGCUUUAGUACCGAGUAUAGCUCUGAUUUCUGCUCAGAGUUGGAGGAAGUUUACGAGCAACUAUCCAAAUGGCUGGAAGAACCCGUCGACGGUGAACCACGCGAAUUGGAUGCUCGCGAUCGCGCCGUGGUGACAUUUGCUGGUUCUCUUCUCAAACGUGCUCUGAGUGAAUCUUUCGCUGGAGUUCCUGUGCAAGAAGGCGAACCUCAACCUUUGUUCGAUGCUACUGAUGCUAAUCAAAGGAGAAAACUCGCGCUCGCCGUAAGGAGUUUGAGUUUGGAGCUUGCGAGACAAAGAAGCAGAAGACAUCCGUCGGUUUCAAGAGACGAUAGCCCACAAGAGGGUGGUCUACAACAGAUAGCAACUGGCAACUGGGGUUGUGGUUCACGGCUCAAAGGUGACCCUCAGUUGAAACUUGUCAUCCAGUGGUUAGCUGCAUCGGUCGCCGGUGUGCCUCGACUAGUGUAUUAUACAUUUGGACAUUCUAAAUUGUCAAAAUUAGAUACGGUGAGCCGAGUAUUAACAGAUCGUCAAUGGUCCGUCGGUGAUUUGGCCUCGGCAACCCUAAGGUUUUCAACACAGUCAAUCGAAGAACGUCGCGAGACACGCAACAGUCUUUUCGAAGAACUCAUCGGCGUAGACAAACCAAGUCCUUAAAUAACGAAAAUUUGU